Protobothrops mucrosquamatus (brown spotted pit viper) is the source of this 1179-nucleotide messenger RNA. It is a transcript of the gene HAPLN1, whose product is annotated as hyaluronan and proteoglycan link protein 1. Lineage: Eukaryota; Metazoa; Chordata; Lepidosauria; Squamata; Viperidae. Gene Ontology annotation, biological process: cell adhesion. Gene Ontology annotation, molecular function: hyaluronic acid binding. The coding region runs from base 16 to 1077 and encodes 353 amino acids. The transcript is spliced from 4 exons. The record is from RefSeq and is a predicted model, not a curated record.
UCUUGACUAUAAAAGAUGAAGAGCCUACUUUUUCUGGUGCUGAUUUUUUUCUGCUGGGUUGAGCAUCAUGCUGCUAACUUCACUCUGGAGCAUGAUAGAAUAAUUCACAUCCAUGAAAAUGAACCUCACCUUCUUGUGAAAGCAGAACAAACCAAAAUCUUUUCGCAUCGUGGUGGCAGUGUUACUCUGCCAUGUAAAUUUUAUCGUGACAAUACAUUACCUGUCUCAGGAUUCCAUAGAGUUCGUGUCAAGUGGACCAAACUCACUUCAGAUUACCUCAAAGAACUGGAUGUCUAUGUUGAAAUGGGCUACCACAAAAAAAGUUAUGGUAAUUACCAAGGAAGAGUAUUCUUGAAGAAAAGCACUGAAAAUGAUGCCUCUCUGGUAAUCUCAAAUUUAAUGCUGGAAGAUUAUGGGAAAUACAAAUGUGAAGUCAUUGAAGGUUUAGAAGAUAACUCAACUGUUAUAACUCUAGACUUGGAUGGCAUUGUAUUCCCUUACUUCCCACGACUGGGUCGCUAUAAUUUAAACUUCCAUGAAGCUCAGCAAGCCUGCCUCGACCAGGAUGCAGUUAUAGCUUCAUUUGACCAGUUAAACGAAGCAUGGAGGUCAGGACUGGACUGGUGCAAUGCGGGCUGGCUCAAUGAUGGGUCAGUGCAGUAUCCAAUUAGAGAUCCCAGAGAGCCUUGUGGUGGGAAGAACACAGUGCCUGGAAUCCGGAAUUACGGCUUCUCAAAUAAAGAACAAAACAGAUAUGAUGUCUUUUGUUUUACCUCUCACUUUACUGGCCGUUUUUAUUACCUAAUACACCCGACGAAGCUGACCUAUGAUGAAGCCGUGCAAGCCUGCAUCAAUGAUGGUGCACAGAUUGCUAAAGUAGGCCAAAUGUUUGCAGCCUGGAAACUCCUAGGAUAUGACCGCUGUGAUGCCGGCUGGCUGGCUGAUGGCAGUGUCCGAUAUCCCAUCUCAAAGCCAAGAAAACGCUGUAGCCCUAAUGAAGCAGCAGUACGUUUGGUGGGCUUUCCGGAUAAAAAACACAAGCUAUAUGGAGUCUACUGCUUCAGGUCAUACCAGUGAAAGGACCAAGAGCACAACAAUGUCCAGUUGAUCAAGAACAUGUGAAGAUUGUUUCAAUAAGAACUUAUACAAAUUGCCAAAACUGUGAUAAAUCUUCUUUUU